AUGGGCAAAGAAUUCCCCAAAAAUGAUGGCUUUUUGCGUCUCGGCGAUUUCAACAACUCUUUCGGUAUUAUGCUCAUUGCAGUACUUUUGUAUACGACCGCUACUUUGACUUGGAGUCCUACUUCACUCUUUGAACUUUCAGCCACCAUUGAUAUUUCAAGAGCGUCAUUUGUUUUUCAGAAAUCUCAUUUAACAAUCUCAAUUAUGACCGUAGCUAGCGCUAUCUUACUAAAAUCAAUGACAGCCGGCUUUGUCACUCUUCUGACACCAACACCCAUCAUGUUACGCCAUCAUAUGUCAGGCCAACAAAUUGAUUUAAGUUCAGCGGAGUUUGGAAAAUUGUUACACAAAGAGAUAGGCUGGGAUGAUGAAGCCUCAGCGGCUUCCUCUCACAUCGGAUAUCCCGGCGUGUUCAAGUUUAACGGAGCUGCAUAUUCGGUCCCUACUGGAAUCUUGGCUGUUGGUCCAAUGGGCUCAGUAAAUCACGAUCCACGUAAUAAUGGUCACUUGGUCGGAGACGACACUGGAGGUGAAAUGAAAAAGCUUUAUCAUGUCGAUGGAAUAGCAGAUGACACUGUCUUUAGCUCUUCAAUAAACUAUACAACUUUUCAAAUGGGAUUACGUGGAGGGGUCUCAUGUAAAGCUAUAGGUUCAUCUGGUUUAGCAAGUUCUCGUGCUAGAAUUCAACUAAAGCUGGUCAAACAUUGGGAAGCACCUUUGCCUCUUGAUCAAAGUUUCUCUAAUUGGGUUUGGAGCGGAGCUUGCCCAAAUGGAACACAAAUUGAUGUGCCCAUGACUACCUCCCGGUACAUCCCGGGACUGAGAAACAAGACAGCAGAGAUUAUGGGCCAAGCUGUUGCUCAUGUUUGCUUUGAUCAAGAUUUGACCGGUGCUAAAUCAACUGGAAAUCAUGUAUGUUCUUCAGUUCUCAUUUUGGCUGGAAACAGAUCACAAUACGAUUUCUUGAGGCCAACUGUGUGUGAAAUCCGACCAACGAUUGGGACUUAUCAAGUUUUCUACAAUUACCCAAGUGUGACGAUUAACCAAACUAGUUUUAAACCAACCCAUAAGAUGUCAGAAGAUACUCGGCUUCUCUCAAAGUACCUUGCCAUGUUGACAAAGGCAAUGGUUUCUAGCUCUCAAACUAUGUGGGCAAAUGCUUUUAGCGAUGAUAUCUAUUCAGUGUAUCAUGAUGCUGGUGCGUGGGUCGAGGAAGACAAAUUGGACACAAUUCUUGUACGUUUCUAG
Molecule: messenger RNA, 1248 nt
Organism: Melampsora larici-populina 98AG31
Lineage: Eukaryota; Fungi; Basidiomycota; Pucciniomycetes; Pucciniales; Melampsoraceae
Exons: 8
Coding region: 1-1248 (415 amino acids)
Source: RefSeq, a predicted model, not a curated record